ACUGUAUCCACAUAACGAAUCAUAACAAACUCAACCUCAACCUCUCAACCUCAACCUCAAUUGGACACAACUCGUCAAUCUUAUCAAGCAUUCGCCAACCCAUUCCCAGAUAUCAACACCACGAGAACAUUAAAGAUUAUUCCACAUCACUAUCUACCUAGUCAAACUAUCUAUCCCUCGCAAGCAAGCAAACAAUAAAUAGACCGACAGCCCGGCUGCUCGCUUUAUUCAUUACCCACAAAUCAACAUCACCUACCUCUACUCACUAGGUCUAGGUCUCCCCGCCAACUUACCUCGAACUUUCUUUCACAAGUUGAAGUCACAACCACACCACUAUACUACAAAAAUGGACCGCGACCAGAAUACAACCGAGGAUCUGUUUGAUCUCGAAAACCGCCUCACCGCCUCCCUCCUGCGCACCUUCCAAUCCCUCCUGCACCACGGCGCCUCCAGCGUCAACGGCACUGCCUCCGUGGGGCAAGCCGCCUACAACGCCAUGGCGACCGACAUCCUCAUGAACGGCAUGGUCCAAUCGGUCGAGGAGCUUUUGUCUUUGACUCGCAAGAUGCGAGAGCUGUGGGUGGUGGGACCCCUGAGAAAGCCGGGCGAGGGGGAUGAGGAGGUGGAGAGGGAGAUGAGGGGGUGUUGGGAGGGGGUCGUACAGAAUGUGGGGGGGUGGAGGGGACUGAAGAGGGCGGAGGUGGUAAAUAAAAUGGGGGGGAAAGGAAAAGGGGUCGGGGAGUAUAAGGAGGGGGAGGUGGGAAUGCCGGCUGGUGUGGUGCAGCAGCAGCAGUUUGGACAGUUUGGGCAGUUUGGUCAAGGUGGGCAAGGUUCGCAAGGUGGGCAAGGUGGUGGUGGGUUGCCGCCGUCUGGAAGCGCGACGCCGAAUAUGGGGGUGAGGAAUUUGACGGCAGCAGCUGGGGGAGGAGCAGGAGCAGGAGGACCGGGAGGACUGGGAGGAAGUGGUGGCAUGGUGGCUUAGAAGGCUGUUGCUGCGCUGGGAUCGGAUUUCCCACUACGAGUACGAGUGAAUGUGGAGGAAGAAGGAGAAGAAGAAAAUGGCGUCGGUGGUUCAAAUGGGAAUGAUGAUGGAAGUGGUAGUGAAACCCUUGAUGAUGACAAUGGUAGUGAAACCCUUGAUGAUGAAAGUGAUGGUGAAACUGGUGAUGGAAGUGGUGGUGAAAGUGGUGAUGAUGAUGAUGACAGCGGUAGUGCAACUCUUGUUGAUGACGACGAUGACGAUGAUAGCGAAAGCGAUGAAUC
Neurospora crassa OR74A is the source of this 1263-nucleotide messenger RNA. RefSeq lists its product as hypothetical. The transcript has 2 exons. Gene Ontology annotation, molecular function: transcription coregulator activity. Gene Ontology annotation, biological process: regulation of transcription by RNA polymerase II. Bases 347 to 982 code for a protein of 211 amino acids. Lineage: Eukaryota; Fungi; Ascomycota; Sordariomycetes; Sordariales; Sordariaceae. The record is from RefSeq and is a predicted model, not a curated record. Gene Ontology annotation, cellular component: mediator complex.